AUGGGGGAAAAUCCUGCCAAGAACCAUUAUGCACAGCUUAACCAGGGAGAAGAGAAUGAGAUGGAUAUAUUUGGCUACAAAACUCAAAGCUGCCGAAAGGCCUUGUGCAUUGCUGGAUACAUCUUGUCCUGUGGGGCUCUGUGGCUACUGUUUUACUGGAAGCCAGAGUGGGAUGUGUGGGUAAACUGCAUCCGCUGCAGCUUGGAAGAAGCAGAUAUUGUUCUCCUUAGAACAACAGAUGAAUUUCGAAUUUAUUCUCGUGAGACUGUGACAUGGAUCUCUGUGUCUGCACUUAUCAAAAGUAGAUCAGAUUAUCCAGCCACUGCUGAGGAAGACUCAAUCUUCAGCAAAGCCAUAAUGAAGCCAAGUUUUCAAGUGAAAACUAUCCAAGUACAAAAAAUCCGCUAUGUCUGGAAUAUCUAUGCAAAACAGUUCCAGAAAGCUGGAGUCCUAGAAGACCACCACACUUGUUCAGCUAUACAUGCAAAAUUUGGUUCUGGUCUCACCUGCAAUGAACAGGAUGUCAGGAGAGUUAUAUGUGGGCCAAACACUAUUGAUGUUCCAGUGAUCCCUGUUUGGAAACUACUCAUCAAAGAGGUCCUAAAUCCAUUUUACGUGUUCCAGCUGUUCAGUGUGUGUCUGUGGUUUGCUGAAGAUUACAUGGAGUAUGCUACUGCCAUCAUAAUCAUGUCUCUCCUCUCAGUAUUUUUGACUGUAUAUGAUCUCAGACAGCAAUCGGUUAAACUUCACAGUCUGGUUGAGUCUCAUAACAACGUCAUGGUCACUGUCUGCAGAAAUAAGGAAGGUGUUCAAGAGCUGGAAUCACAUCAUCUUGUUCCUGGAGAUAUGCUGGUUUUGAAAGAGGGCAAAACCCUUUUGCCUUGUGAUGCCAUCCUGAUCAGCGGGCAGUGCAUUGUAAAUGAAAGCAUGCUGACAGGGGAAAGUAUUCCAGUAACAAAGACCCACUUACCCCAAGCUGAUGACUUCAAGCCCUGGAGAACAUACUGUGCAGAGGAUUACAAAAAACAUGUCCUCUUCUGUGGGACAGAGGUCAUACAGACCAAGGCAGAUGACAGAGGAGCAGUGAAAGCUGUGGUGCUGCGGACUGGUUUCAAUACAGCCAAAGGAGAUCUGGUGAGGUCCAUUCUCUACCCUAAACCCAUGAACUUCAAGUUGUACAGAGAUGCUCUCCGGUUCCUGAUGUGCCUCAUAGCAUUUGCAGCCAUUGGAAUGAUCUACACAGUGUGUGUAUUUGCACUUAAUGGGGAGGAGGCAGGAGAGGUGGUAAAGAAGGCUUUGGAUGUCAUCACUAUUGCUGUCCCGCCAGCUCUGCCAGCUGCCUUGACAACUGGGAUCAUUUAUACCCAGCAGAGGUUGAAGAAAAAGGGCAUCUUCUGCAUCAGCCCACAGAGGAUCAACAUGUGUGGACAGCUGAACCUCAUCUGCUUUGACAAAACUGGCACCUUAACAGAAGAUGGCCUGGAUCUUUGGGGCUUGCUGCCCUCUGAGAGAAACUGCUUCCAGGACAUUCACAGCUUCCCUGCAGAUGGCAGCCUGCCUUGGGGCCCAGUGUUCAGAGCAAUGGCAGUUUGUCAUUCAUUGAUUGUGUGGGAGGGCAAGAUCCAAGGAGACCCACUGGAUGUGAAAAUGUUUGAGGCCACUAACUGGGUGAUAGAUGACUGCAGUGGACACCAGAUUGAAGGUCAAGGAUCCACACAUGCCACAGUUGUUAGGCCUGGACCUAAAGCCACCACUGCCCCAGUGGAAGGAGUUACCAUUUUACACCAGUUUCCAUUUUCUUCAUCCUUGCAAAGAAUGUCUGUCAUUGCUCAGGAAAUUGGUGGGGAUCAACAGGUCUUUACAAAAGGGGCUCCAGAAAUAGUAGCCAUGCUAUGUAGAGCAGAAACAGUCCCAUCGAACUUUGAAAGCGAGCUCCUGCUCUACACAGCACAGGGCUUUAGGGUCAUCGGACUGGCAUGGAAAUCUCUACAGGCAGGGAAGCCACCUACUGCUCUAACAAGGGAGGAGGUAGAAUCUGAUCUGACAUUCCUGGGUCUGCUGAUAAUGGAGAAUCGAUUAAAGAGGGACACAAAGCCCGUCCUGGAAGAGCUCAGUGCUGCCUGCAUCAGGAGUGUUAUGGCCACAGGUGACAAUAUUCAGACAGCUAUAACUGUUGCCAAAAAUGCUGGGAUGAUCUCUCCAACACACAGAGUGAUUCUUGUGGAAGCAAACAAAGAGCCUGGAUCUGUUUCAGCAUCUAUAACCUGGAAACCCCUAGGAGAAAACAAAACUGAAGAUUACAGAAGCCUGGAGGAUGAUGGUCAGACUGAGCGAAGAAUCAAUCUGGCAUUGGGACACGGCCAGUAUCAUUUUGCCAUGAGUGGAAAAUCUUACCAAAUUGUAGCACAGCAUUUCAGGGACUUACUUCCAAAGCUCCUGCUGAAUGGAACAGUUUUUGCUAGAAUGUCUCCUGGUCAGAAAUCCAGCCUGGUGGAAGAGUUUCAAAAGCUGGAUUACUUUGUGGGCAUGUGUGGAGAUGGAGCCAAUGACUGUGGGGCUCUGAAAGUGGCACAUGCAGGGAUAUCACUGUCAGAGCAGGAGGCGUCUGUGGCUUCACCUUUCACAUCCCGAACCCCCAGCAUAGCCUGUGUGCCAGAGCUAAUCAGGGAAGGCCGUGCUGCUCUUGUCACUUCCUUCUGCAUGUUCAAGUACAUGGCACUGUACAGCACAAUUCAGUACCUUGGUGUUCUCCUACUUUACUGGCAACUAAACUCCUUUGGGAAUUACCAAUUUUUGUUUCAAGAUCUGGCUAUUACCACUGUCAUUGGCAUGACAAUGAGUUUCACAGGUGCCUACCCAAAGCUGGUUCCAUACAGGCCUCCAAGCCAGCUUAUCUCACCCCCAUUGCUGCUCUCUGUUGUACUUAACAUCCUCUUCAGCCUCAGCAUGCAGAUUUUCGGGUUUGUGGUGGUCCAGGAGCAGCCUUGGUAUUCCAAGACUGAUAUACACCGUGCCUGCCUCUCAAUGAAGAAUCACAUGGAGAAUUCUUCCUACAGCCUGGGGCUCCAUGGGAUGGGAGAUGGAGCCCAUGAACAAACAGACAAUGGCUACAAGAGCUAUGAAAACACCACAGUGUGGCUGCUGAGCACCAUCAACUGCCUCAUUGUAGCAUUAGUGUUUUCCAAGGGAAAGCCUUUCAGGAAACCCAUCUACACAAACUAUGUGUUCAUACUGGUGCUCAUAGGGCAGCUGGGCAUUUGCCUCUUCUUGAUGUUUGCUGAUAUUGAUGAUCUCUACUCUAAGAUGGAUCUCGUUUGCACCCCUACCACGUGGCGGAUCUCCAUGGUGAUAAUGCUUGCAGUCACACUUGCUGUGUCCUUCCUUGUCGAGGAAGCUGUCAUUGAGAACAGACCCCUGUGGCUGCUUCUGAAAAAGACCUUCCGGUACCACUCAAAGAGCCACUACAAGAGGCUGCAGCACGUGUUAGAGCAGGACUCAGCCUGGCCACCUCUGAAUGAAACCUUCUUCUCAGAUUCUGUGACAAUAACAGUAGAGGGAAAUAUGGGAGGCCAUAGCAAUCCAACAUUUGACAGCAGUGAGGACUCACUCUGAAGGAAACUGCAGUGGACGCAUGUCCAGGACUGUUGCAGGUGGCUGUAAAAGGACUCUCUGAGAGACUUAAAAAAGAGGCAAGACUGUCUCAUCACUGCUUCACCGCUCUAGGACUAAUCAGCUCUUGCUCAUCUUUAAAUUGACUGGAAGUAGAAAAGCUGGUUGCAGUAAUAUAAAGCCACAACAACAUUUCUUCUGUCCCCUUGCCCAUGUACAAAUUGCUGGCAGCUGCACACUGAAUAACUUGCUGAAUAUUGGCAAAGUGUUCGUGGUUGAAGCACCCCUCUCUUGAACUGCAUUAUGCAGUCCAUACAGCUGGGAGCUGUUCCAGGUGAAAAGUAACUAAUUGAGAUACCAUCACUACUCUGGGGAGAUCCCCUUUGAGGAAACAAGUAGAACGUCCUCCUGAUAGAGGCUGCUGAACAUAGGCAGGUGCUGGGGUUCCUCAGAGGGUUUCAGAUACUGUUACCUGGUGUCUGUCUUUCGUUGGAGAUUUUAACCCUUCCAGCAAUAGUUGGCUUUCAGAGCUGGAAGGAGCUGCAAAUAGACAAAGUUUUCUAGAAGCAUCCACUCCCAGCACUGUUGUGCUCUUCCCGUGAUGGGAACAAAGCAGAGUUCUCUUGGUAGCUCAUUGCUACCAGGCAGCCUGUUUGCCCUCUUGGUUUAAGACUUGUGAUACUUGCAUUUUCUGCAAAGCAGAAAUUUGCAGUAUUGACCUGCAAAGCAGAAUGAUUUAAUUAUUUAACAAUUCUUUUUGGAGAGAGGUAUUUGUUUGGGAUAUUCAUUUAAAAAACAUACACUGAAACAUGAUAAUUGCAAAUUGUGAUCUCAUUCUGAGGGUUUUCAAAAAUAUGCCACCCUUGUGGUGUGAACUUCCUCUGCUAGGGCAGGUGCUGCACAGCUGGGCUGCCACCAGGCAUCAGCUCCUGCUUUACGAGUGCCAAAAGAAACCCACAUUGAAGGGGUUAUUACCCCCUAGGACCUAAGGCCUGAAAUAGAGAUGGGGAGCCAGCUAGGUCUCAGAAUAAUUUUAUUAAAUUCUGUGGCAUGCUUUUAAGUUGAGCCAUCUGAGGUUUUGGCUCUGCUUUUCAACCAUAAUUGCAGAUGCAAUUCAUUCAUCAGCUUCUAUUCCUCGCCUAUGAAAUUUUGGUGGUGACUUUUACUCACUCUGCUGUGCUGUGUCUGCUAUACAUAAAUACAACAACACUGCAUAUUUCUGCAAGUGUUACCUGCUUAUGACAAGUUUGACAUAAGCAAAUGAGUAAUACCUGCCUACCUAACACAGUUUACCUAAUGGUAAAUACCUGCCACGAGAGUAUUGACACAAACCAGAAAUGUUUCACAUUUAUUCCUAAAAGUAUCUCCAAAGUUUUCAAGAGUUCCCAGUUCACAGCAAAAUCCUCUGGAAAGUGAAGGUUAGGUGCUCUAUGCUCUCCUUACUCCUUGAGGCACUAAAGAGCAGGUUGGUGGAGUUACUCCUGCCAUCCUCUCUUUGGAUACAGUAACAUUUUCCUUGGAGACAAAAUUCAGUGUCCUAUUUAUGGACUCCGGCACACAACAAAUAAGUUGCUGCAAUAUGACACAUAUUGCUGUCCAGUAGGACAACUGCAGUAGCAUUGCAGACUGGCCAUGUAAUUUAUGUUUAUGCCACCACUGACAGUAUGAAAGUAUAAACUCAUGGCAAACCUGUGGCGAUUAUUGGGUUGACAUUAUAAAGACCUGCUUGCCUGCUGCUGAAGUAUAUCCUUACCUGCAACGAUACAAAAUUCAGAUGCUAGAUGAUGCUUUACCCCUGUCACUCCAACCACCCUAACCAUCUCUGACAUUUUAACUGCAGUUCUUUUUUAAAGAGAUCAAUAAGUCAGACUAGCAUCUGUGGGACAGGUAUGAAGGUUUUUGAAGGCUUUUCCUGGGUGCUUUGGGAUGGAGUGACUGAUGUUUCGUAGACAUAAGCCACGGGGGAAAGCUGGUGAACCUCCUUUUUGGCUAUUAGCACACAUUCCUAACAGAUGGUUGCAGGGAAGAAUAUGAAGCUAAGAGGGUGCUGCAUGCUUAGAAGAGCUAAAUAUUUCCCUUGUGAUGACUGUGUCCCUUCUUGGAGAGCAGUUGUUUCAAAGACUGAAUGGCUCUGCUGUUGGCCCUCAUUCCUGACAGAACAGUUGUGGACAGGGAUAUCUUACCUCCUGACUGAACAGUGACAUGCCUGGCGUGCUCAUGCUUUUUGCAACUUCUAGGACUGACCACAGACACAUCAUAACUGCCCAGAGAAAUUUUAUUGGUACAGCUAAGGCACACUCGUUUUGCUUUAAUAGCCUUGGUUU
This is a messenger RNA of Pseudopipra pipra, 5933 nucleotides long. RefSeq names its product ATPase 13A4 (gene ATP13A4). Gene Ontology annotation, molecular function: P-type ion transporter activity; ATP hydrolysis activity; polyamine transmembrane transporter activity. Bases 1 to 3612 code for a protein of 1203 amino acids. The record is from RefSeq and is a predicted model, not a curated record. Gene Ontology annotation, cellular component: late endosome membrane; endoplasmic reticulum membrane. NCBI's taxonomy places the organism in Eukaryota, Metazoa, Chordata, Aves, Passeriformes, Pipridae. The transcript is spliced from 30 exons. Gene Ontology annotation, biological process: intracellular calcium ion homeostasis; polyamine transmembrane transport.